AUGGACCAUCAUUGUCCUUGGGUUAACAAUUGUGUUUCAUUUUCCAAUUAUAAAUUUUUUAUAUUAUUUUUGGGUUAUGCAUUAUUAUAUUGUAUAUUUGUCAGUUUGACAACAUUACAAUAUUGCAUACAGUUUUGGAAAGGUGAAUUAAGUGGAAUGGGAAAGUUUAAUAUAGUUUUUUUAUUCUUUGCUGCAAUAAUGUUUUCCGUUAGUCUAUUGUCAUUGUUUUCAUAUCACUGCUACCUUAUUUUACACAAUAGAACAACAUUAGAAGCUUUUCGAGCACCCCUCUUCACUGCUGGUGCCGAUAAAAAUGGUUUCAAUUUAGGAGCUUUUAACAACUUUCAAGAAGUUUUUGGAGAUAAUAAGAAAACAUGGUUUUUGCCCGUUUUUACAAGUCUGGGCGAUGGUAUCACGUAUCCCCAAAAAUCAGUGGAUGAAGAUUGUCAUCAUCUUUUGGGUAGGAAUCAAUGGGGCGAAGUCGGUGGUGAUUAUUCUUCUAGACAGGAAGAAGUUGGUAGCCCUGAUUUUUCCUACAAUUGA
Messenger RNA from Pediculus humanus corporis (human body louse), 543 nucleotides. RefSeq names its product Palmitoyltransferase ZDHHC15, putative. The transcript is spliced from 4 exons. Lineage: Eukaryota; Metazoa; Arthropoda; Insecta; Psocodea; Pediculidae. Gene Ontology annotation, cellular component: endoplasmic reticulum; Golgi apparatus. Gene Ontology annotation, molecular function: protein-cysteine S-palmitoyltransferase activity. Gene Ontology annotation, biological process: protein targeting to membrane; synaptic vesicle maturation; peptidyl-L-cysteine S-palmitoylation. The coding region runs from base 1 to 543 and encodes 180 amino acids. The record is from RefSeq and is a predicted model, not a curated record.